Miscanthus lutarioriparius is the source of this 480-nucleotide messenger RNA. NCBI's taxonomy places the organism in Eukaryota, Viridiplantae, Streptophyta, Magnoliopsida, Poales, Poaceae. The record is from the annotation of a GenBank genome assembly.
AUGGACGCCAUCUCCUGCCUGACGCCGCCGCCGGCCGCGCUGCUGGCGACCUCCUACACGGACGCCGCCAUCGCGCGGGCGCUCCACUUCUCCACCACCACCACCAUGUCGCCCGACUCCUCCGCCUCCUCCCUCUCCCACCACCACCACUCGCCCCUGCUCAGCGCCCUCGCCGACCUCCCGUCGCCCUACUACGUUCCGCCUCCGCAGAUCACCGGCGUGCAGGCGGACGCGUCGUCGGCCGGCGAUGACGUGUCCGGAGUGGAGGUGAUGAUGCUCCAGAUGCAGGCGACCGCGACGCUCGACGCAGCCGCGCUGCUGGCCGCCGCCGCCGCCGGGAACCCGCAGCUGCUGCCGGCGGGCGACGAGGCGUCGGCGCUUCGUCAGCACCAGCACCAGCUCCAGCAGCAGCAGCCGUGCUUCCCCACGCUGGACUCGUGGAACGUCAUGUACGAGACCAACAGCGCGGAGAUGCUGUGA